GUAGCACAGAACAGUAUUUAGUCGAUCGAACUUGACACAUAAAGCAGCUCCAGUUUGAUGGCUUUAAUUUAGUUAUAUUUUCAUUAAAACUAUAAAAUCAUUGAAAAUGCAGUUUUCCUUAGCAAUAAUAAUAUUUUUUAUAAUUUUUUUUGUACACCGUACUGAGGCUUGUAGCGGAACAGGUGGUGCCGUGCAAGGAACUGCUAGGACCAGUAAGGAUUGGUGGCAACUGGCACAAUUUUAUCAAAUUUAUCCGCGCUCAUUCAUGGACUCUGAUGGCGAUGGUAUAGGCGACCUCAAAGGUAUCACUUCAAAGUUGUCAUAUUUGAAGGAAAUUGGAGUUGCAGCGACUUGGUUAUCGCCCAUCUACAAGUCUCCGAUGGUGGACUUUGGUUAUGAUAUAGCAGACUUUUUUGAUAUACAACCGGAAUAUGGCACAUUAGAAGAUUUUGAUAAUUUGAUCAAAGAAGCCAAUACACUCGGGCUAAAAAUUAUUCUGGACUUUGUGCCAAAUCAUUCAAGCGAUAUGAAUGAAUGGUUUAAGAAGUCAGUGCGACGUGAAAAGGGUUAUGAGGAUUAUUAUGUUUGGCAUGAUGGAUAUAAAAACGAGAACGGAGAACGUGUGCCGCCCAGUAAUUGGCUGCAAGCUUUCCGUGGUAGUGCCUGGGAGUGGAAUGAAGAUCGCCAGCAAUAUUAUCUUCAUCAAUUUGCAGUACAGCAGCCUGAUCUGAACUACCGAAAUCCAGCAGUUGUGGCACAAAUGAAACGUGUACUCACAUACUGGUUAGAUCGUGGCGUAGCGGGAUUUCGAGUUGACGCUGUGCCUUGGUGCUUUGAGGUGGUCCCUGAUGCAAAUGGCAGAUAUCCUGAUGAGCCACUUAGUGGUUUUACUGAUGAUAAAGAUGACUCUGGCUAUUUGAAUCAUAUCUACACACAGAAUCAACCAGAAACUAUUGAUAUGGUCUAUCAGUGGCGACAGUUAUUAGAUGAUUAUCAGCGAAUACAUGGUGGCGAUACGCGUGUGCUAAUGAUCGAAGCAUAUCCGCCGUUGGACGUAGUAAUGAAGUUAUAUGGCAAUAGCACAACUCAAGGCGCACAAAUACCAUUCAAUUUUCAAUUUAUUGUGGAUGGAAAUGCUGAUAAAAAUAAUACACAACUACCAGCUAAAGAAUUUGUGCGAAUUAUUGAUAGUUGGAUGAAUCUCAUGCCAGCUGGCAAAACACCAAAUUGGGUGAUGGGCAAUCAUGAUCAGAGACGAGUGGGUAGCCGUUACGGUGAGCAGCGUAUUGAUAUCAUGAACAUGAUACAAAUGUUUUUACCAGGUGUGAGCGUUACAUACAUGGGUGAGGAAAUUGGUAUGUUGGAUUUGGAUAUUUCAUGGGAAGAUACACGUGAUCCUGCAGCUUGUAAUUCAAAUCCUCAAAUUUAUGAACAAUUUACGCGUGAUCCAUGUCGCACACCAUUCCAAUGGAGCAACCAAGAAAAUGCAGGCUUCUCCACAAACAGUACAACUUGGCUACCCAUUAAUCCCAAUUAUGUUUCCGUCAAUAUGGAGUCAGAGAAUACUGAUUCUAAGAGUCAUUUAAGUAUUUACAAGCAAUUGUCAGAGCUACGAAAAACCCAAACGCUGCAAUAUGGAGACGUUAAAUAUGGAGCCGUUAAUGACAAUAUUUUGGCCAUAAAGCGUUCCUUGCCCGGUGAGAAGACCUACAUUUUGUUGGCCAACGUUUUGAGUGGUGAAAUGACUGCGAAUGUCAGUAAUUUACUACGUGUCAAUGGCAAUUUUAAUACGAAAAUUGUCAAUACGAUAUCAGCACGCAGGGAGGGCAACAUAGUAUCUGUAGAUAACUUCAUUUUACAAUCCUAUGAAGCCAUCAUCGUGGAGUCUCCAUAGUAGUUAUGAGUUCUAAUCUUAAAUUCUUGAAUAAUGUAGCAUAAUUAAAUUUAAUUGAAUAAAGUUAAACUUUUAAUGACCAAA
Messenger RNA from Teleopsis dalmanni, 1978 nucleotides. Its product is annotated as maltase A3-like. Gene Ontology annotation, biological process: carbohydrate metabolic process. The coding region runs from base 107 to 1894 and encodes 595 amino acids. The transcript is spliced from 6 exons. Lineage: Eukaryota; Metazoa; Arthropoda; Insecta; Diptera; Diopsidae. The record is from RefSeq and is a predicted model, not a curated record.